This is a messenger RNA of Pochonia chlamydosporia 170, 2718 nucleotides long. Its product is annotated as PH domain-containing protein. Lineage: Eukaryota; Fungi; Ascomycota; Sordariomycetes; Hypocreales; Clavicipitaceae. Bases 1 to 2718 code for a protein of 905 amino acids. The record is from RefSeq and is a predicted model, not a curated record. The transcript has 4 exons.
AUGGAUCGUCGCCGUCCUCCCUCUGCCUUGUCGUCACAGUCGACUCUGUCCACGGCCAUGUCGCACUCGCAACCAACGCCCAAGGCCAAUGCAAAUGCUAAUUCUAAUGCCAACCUGAACCGGAGCUCCUCUCUCCUCCAACGUCGGUCACAGGGCCACUUGCUGCACAAGGACCCGAGCCUCGACAGUCACCGUCUACAGGACAACGACUCCCGAUCCCCUCUAUCGCAGCAUCAUCACCACCAUCCGCGCCAGUCCUCCCCCAACGGCAAAACGUCCUCUCCCGCUCCCGUGGCUGCUGGUGCGGGUAGAUUCACAGAGGAGUGGGACGCCAGCCAGCGCGGAAGCUCCAUCAUCGACGAGAGCUACAGGUCCCAUUUCGCCGCAAUGCAGCGUUCCAAUUCUGUGCACAGCUUCGCUGCUGGCGAUGAUCAGCAGCUACCUGUGCGGAACAACACUCUUCGCAAGAAGUCAUCUAUGAGGCGGACCAGCAGUCUCAGGCGCAGUAGCAGUCGCCGAAGCAACAGAGCCGGUAGUGUCAGGAGCUUGGCCUUGCAUUCUGCCUCCGACCCCGAUGAUUCCCACAGCGCAUUUUAUUGUCCAGUUCCUACCUCUGGCACUCCGACAGAUGUGCUUGCCAACAGAUUCCAGACUUGGAGAAAGGUUCUCAAAGACCUGAUAACGUACUUUCGCGAGAUCCAAUCGCAUUACGAGCAACGGUCCAAAUCUCUAAUCAAGCUUGCCAACGUUGCAAACAACAUUUCGACUCCCCCUCAAUUUCUCAAAUCAGCCGGAAUCGAUGAUGCCUUGCAAUUUCUACGUAACUACAACAGAGCUGCAAUUCAAGAAGCCAACAAAUCAAAGGAAAUUGAGGAAGACGUCAUUUUGGCCUUGACAGGGUUGAGGAGUGAUCUUCAGCAAAAAAUAAAAGAAAUCAAGCACUUAUCUGGAGACUUCAAGAACUCGGUCGACCGCGAGAUGGAUAGCACCUCCAAGGCCGUCCGUGCUCUCGCUGAUGUGCUUGACAAGACCGAAGUCGACUCUUCGUCCACAACCGGCAAACAGGACCCCUAUCUGAUGCGCCUAGCUGUCGACAGACAGGUCGAGCGCCAAAUAGACGAAGAAAACUAUCUUCACCAGGCUUAUCUGAAUCUUGAGGGUUCUGGCCGAGAGCUCGAGUCCAUUGUUGUUGGGGAAAUACAAAAGGCAUACAAUGCAUACGCAGGUAUCCUAAAGCGCGAGGCGGAUAAUUCUUAUGCGGUUGUGGACGAACUGCGUGAAGGUCCCAUUGGCAUGCCCAAGGAUCAGGAAUGGAUUCACUUUGUUACACACGACGAGCAGAUUGUUGACCCCACGAUCCCCAUGCGAUCUUCGGACCAGAUUCAUUAUCCUGGCCAGGACCACCUCUCGGCGCAGGAGAUCCGCGCCGGGCUUUUGGAGCGCAAGAGCAAGUAUUUGAAGAGUUAUACGGCUGGAUGGUAUGUUCUCUCGACGACACACCUUCACGAGUUUAAGUCUGCCGACAAGGCGCAAGCCCCAAUCAUGUCACUUUAUCUGCCCGAGCAGAAGCUCGGCUCCCAUUCGACUGAGGGUGGAUCGUCCAACAAAUUCAUUCUCAAAGGACGCCAAACCGGUGCGAUGCACCGAGGGCAUACUUGGGUUUUCCGAGCUGAAAGCCACGACACCAUGAUGGCGUGGUACGAAGACAUCAAGGCAUUGACCGAGAAAACCCCGGAAGAACGAUCCCAGUUUGUGCGCACGCACUCGAGGAGCCUCAGCCGAUCAUCCCGCCGAUCCGUAAGCAGCGACGGCAUCGUGGAUGAAGACGAUGACGAGCCUUUUUCUGCAAACCAGAUGGACGUCAACCCAGAGCCACGAGAGGACGCAGUUCCCCGGCGGCCUCAACCAGGUGGGCGGUUUCCAUCAGAUCUUCAAAUCAACGCACAGCGUGGCUUACAGGCGCCACAAUCGCCUUCUAGUGUAAGCUCCGGCCGCCAGGAACAUUCUCCGGAUGCCCAAGUCUAUGCAGCCGCCGGGGCUCUACCCGUUGCUGGGUAUGUGGCCGGGCACGAGGAUCGGCGUCUGCAUCAUGGUCAGGAGAAACACUUGGGUUAUGGGGGCACCGACCAAACUCCAAUGGAAAACAUGCACUCUCAAGCCGCCAUUGCCAGCGAACAGGCUCAGCGUGAUGGUAUUAAUCCAUAUACGAGCGAGCCUGUUUCCCAGUCGCCACACCGAGAAGGGGGGUACUUUGCCGGUGCCGUCGUGGGUUCCAAGGGAUACCAGGAACAUGAUGCUGAAGAAACGAACGCCGGCGCCGUCGGUGAAGUCUCUCACCUUCCCAACGAAACGCCUAUUCACAGUGUAGACGCCAUUCCGGGAGAGUCUGAGAACCAGGCUAUGGCGGAGAAUGGCCGCUCAAAGGCUGCCGAAACGGGCGGUGAAAACUACGUUAAUGGCGCCGCAUAUAGCGACAAGAUAGAUCCCAUUGCAUUGACAGCUAGCAAUAUUCCUAGGUCUGAGACUCAACGAGAGCUCGCUCUCCAAGUGGUCCCCGAGACCAACACCGCCGAACAUGUUACCCCGGCUGAAACCCCCUUAGGCGAGACCAGUAGAAUGAAUCGGAAAGCUGACAAUAGGACGGAUAGCGUUGCCACCAUUUCAAACCUGCAAAUCCCUGGAAAGUUUCCCAAGGGUACUGGUGUAGCCUCGCCAUGA